This is a messenger RNA of Stereum hirsutum FP-91666 SS1, 2848 nucleotides long. RefSeq lists its product as uncharacterized. Bases 71 to 2629 code for a protein of 852 amino acids. NCBI's taxonomy places the organism in Eukaryota, Fungi, Basidiomycota, Agaricomycetes, Russulales, Stereaceae. Gene Ontology annotation, biological process: regulation of transcription by RNA polymerase II. The record is from RefSeq and is a predicted model, not a curated record. Gene Ontology annotation, molecular function: DNA-binding transcription factor activity; RNA polymerase II cis-regulatory region sequence-specific DNA binding; metal ion binding. The transcript is spliced from 8 exons.
CGCCCUUCACUAAGGUUGAGCUGUGAUCUAAACUUCCUCUCUUUAGUCUCCUCCAUCGAUCAUACAAAAGAUGCCUGUGUGUCCAUCUGAACUAUGCGGUCAACGAAACACGAUCUUCUUCGACUCGCUCGAGGCGCUUAUGGGCCACGCCCACGAAAGUCGACCCCAACAUCCGCUCUGCGAUCCUUGUCAACGCGUUUUCAAAGACAAACUCUCUCGUCAACAACACAUGGAUGCGAAACACGUUGUCCACUGCGAUAAAUGCGAUCGCAAAUUUUAUUCCCCGAGCGCACUUGAAGCACACUUCCGAGCCUCAAAAGAGAAUAUACAUCCCAAGUGCCGACGGUGCAACGCAGGUAUGAGGGACAGUACCGCUCUCGCCACCCAUAUGCAAGUCGAACAUACUCGCGUCCGGUGCUGCGAGAUGCCGAUGUUCAAGGACGAAUUGCCAGACCAUUACCUCAAGUGGCCUGCACAUCCACACUGCGAAGAGUGUAAAGUCGGCUUUGAAAGCCAGGCUGGCCUUGACGAGCAUAACAGAGUGAGGCACUCGGUCAAUCCGCCAACAUGUUCCAUUUGCGAGAAACCAUUCCAAUCGGUAGAAGAAGUGGAAUAUCAUGUUGAUGUGGUGCACCCGGUCGUCCCAGUCCAGCCGACUUGCUCUAUCUGCGACAAACGGUUCCGAUCUGAAGAGGAACUCGGACGCCACAUGCAGGAAAUUGGCGUUCACCGACGGUGCGAAUGGUGCUCUAGACAGUUCAAGGACAUGUCUGCGGUCAUUGAGCACUCCACCAUUGAGCAUAUGUCGCCCAAGGCGAACACGCCUACCGCCACUUCGAGUGAAAGCUCGAGAAAUCCGGGUGCCCAAACACCUCGCGCCAACCCAGCACUCCAACCAAGCACCCCACGAACGUCCACUCUUCCAUCCCGCGUCACAAACGGUAUCUCUGCCAUCGGCUCCGAGCGACGUCCUUUGGUUCCCACGUCAGUUACGCGUCCAGAACCGGUCCGAUCUGGCUCAGCACAAUCCUACUUCGAACCCUCCCUCCCUACCCCUGCUCCCGCACCUGCACGACCACUGGCACCCAUGGCGCCAUCGAGAUCAACGACAACGACAAUGACAACGACACGUACGGCCAUGAACCUCACGCCACCUAAGCCCGAGAGACCAUCACAUCGCCGCCCGGACUCCACCAUCACCAACAGCCUCCAACACGGCUCCAGUACUAGUGGUACGAGUACGACUCCUGCCGCACCAAACCGCUACGACCGCUCCCUCGCCCGAACGUUCGACUUCAGCGCCAGCCCCACCACGACGAUUUUCCAGGCCAGCGACUCGGCCGGGAGCGGGUCUCGUCCGUCUUCGACUUUGCCCACGCCUAGAGGCUGGGCUAUGCCUGGUCCUGGCUAUGGCUACGCCUUGGGGUCGGAACGUACGAUCGUCGAUGUGGCGAGCAUGCACGCGACAGCUGGCCCCGCCACAACAGUCACACCCGCGCCAACCUUCGCUACCGUCGCCGCCACGUCGAAUGGGAACGGAAACGGGCAUAUUCGUGGGGUGUCUAACGACUACGGCCGUGUUGUGAUGCCUUCUCCGUCGACGUCUGAGUAUUCGGAUGUGGAUGUGACGGAUUGGGUGAGGCGCACUACUCAGGGUGGCCGCAGCGUUAGCAAUCCUACCAUCACGAACGCUGGUACUCCCGAGCGUGACCUCGCCAGCAAUACGAAUGUCAACGGCAACACCACCCCGAACGGCAAGCGCGUCCCCACCCAACUCUUCGAAACUCCACCUUCUUCGACACUGUAUCCCUACCGUAUCGAGCAAACCCCGCCUGCCAUGCAUGCGCACUCGCACUCGUAUCCUACCUACGAACAGAACGGCAACAACAACGUUCAUGGCGGGCUUACAAGCGGACCUUCCUCCCCUCCUGCAUCAUCCCGCUCAAAACACUCCUUCGCCGAGACCCCAUCCGGAGACCUCUCGAAUCAUAAUCUCUUGAACGGAAGCCCGCUGCAGCCGAUGAGGGACGUCAUGGGGCUCGGUCCUUCUACUAUGACUUCGAUGUCGGCUGCUAUGAACAUGAACACUCGCGGCGAUAUUGCUGCCGCCAUGGCCAUGUUAAACGACGAUAACGCAGCGAGGAACGGGAGUCCUGCCGCGAAGGGCGCAGCUGGCACUGGUGUCACUCCCAUGUUGAGUCGCACUGCGAAUGGUGGUCCUGGGUCGGCCGGGACCAAUCGAAGCGCUAUUACAGCCACUCGCUUGCCUACGUUUUUUGACGACGACGAUGACGAUGGAGAGGAUGAAGACGAUCUUGGUGUACCGCUGGAGGACUCGCCGAAAUCGCAGAUUCGGGUCUUGGGUCCCAGUCCGGAGCGUCAGACUCAGAGUGCGGGGUUGAAUGGGUCGGGGAAGAAUACGAGGAGGAAAAGCGGACCGUCUUUGCCUUCGUUCCAUUGUAGGUUGUGUUUUAGCGACCCGUGCGAGGAACCGACGGCGACUGUUUGUGGACAUAUUUUCUGUAAUCGGUGUAUUGUGGAGGAAGUUAAGAGGAAGCCGGUUUGUCCUGUGUGUCGGACAACGGUGCUUUUGUUUGCCAUGUUGAAGCUCGAUGUUGUUGAUGUGUAGAUCGCUUCAUUCGGGUUUAAAGCCAUGAUUUUUCGUACACUCGUAAGAAGUCUAACACCAUCUUGCCGAUUGUUGCUUCGGUAGUCGAAACAGAGUCACGGUGGCUCUGUUUCUUUUGUUUGUUUGUGUGGCGCCGUGGGCCACAACUACGUGUAAACUUCUAGAGUGUAUACCUACAUUAUCUUGCUGCCUCACUCAUUUGAAUGUUUGCUGGAUACC